AUGUCAACCGCAGUAAUCCAGACCCAGACGGAGCCACUCGAGCUCGCCAGCCUCCCUCCAACGUCUCGCCACGCCGAGGAUGGUAGGACGAGCGGUAUAGAGGAGCCACCUGCUGUGAUCCCUUCCGACGAUGUCCCUCCUCCUAAUGCUCAGUCGCGAACGGAGAGAUGGAACUAUCCAAAGGGGAACGUCGGCAAACUCGUUUUCACGUUUCUUUCUUCCAUCAUUGCUGGAAUGAACGAUAGCGCCGUUGGCGCCUUGAUUCCCUCUCUUGAAGCAUAUUAUGACAUUAGCUAUACUAUCAUCUCACUUAUCUUCUUGACCCCCUUCGCAGGCUAUUCUAUCGCCGCCUUCACUAAUGCCUGGAUCCAUAUGAAGUUUGGCCAGCGAGGCGUGGCCAUUAUGGCACCUAUCUGCCAUAUUAUCACCUUCGUCGCCCUGGCAUUACAUCCCCCGUAUCCCGUCCUCGUUGUCUGCAAUAUGAUUAGUGGCUUUGGUAACGGGCUGACCGAUGCUUGCUUCUGCGCGUGGAUCGGAGCCAUGGAUAAGGCCAAUACAAUUCAGGGAUUCUUACACUCGUGCUACUCCCUAGGUGCUCUCUUUGCGCCUCUUAUUGCUACUUCAAUGGUAGUUUCUGCUGAGUUGCCGUGGUAUACCUACUAUUAUGUUAUGAUUGGCAUCUCGGUUGUCGAAUGGAUAGGUCUUACGGUAACCUUUUGGCAUAAGACUGGCGCAGCAUACCGGGCAGAGCACGAGUUAGGCCCCGAAGUCUUGGGCGCUGGGACUCGAGAAGCGCUUAAGUCUAAAGUGACAUGGCUCUGCGCGCUGUUUUUCUUUGCCUACAUGGGCGUCGAAGUUGGUCUUGGCGGCUGGGUUGUCACAUUCAUGUUGCGGGUGCGAAAGGCGACGAGACUAGCCUCUGGUGCUUCCGCCUCUGGCUUCUGGGCCGGCAUGACAUUAGGUCGAGCAGUCCUCGGAUUCGUGACUGAGCGCUUCGGCGAGCGACUGUGCAUUAGCAUCUACCUCGCCAUCUCCAUUGGCCUCGAGCUCCUCUUCUGGCUCGUCCCCCAGUUCAUCGUCUCGGCCGUUGCCGUCGCCUUCCUGGGCUUCUUCCUAGGCCCCCUGUUUCCUGGCGCCGUCAUGCUCACGGCAAAAUUGCUGCCCGCCAAGCUUCAUGUUUCAGCGAUCGGGUUUGCGAUGGCUAUGGGAGGGACGGGCGGAACGGUAUUUCCCUUUGCAAUUGGUGCGAUCGCGAACAGCAAGGGUGUUAGAGUCUUGCAGCCCAUCGUCCUCGCCCUUAUCGCCGUGGUUGCGUUGGUGUGGCUUAGUUUCCCCCGCAUCCAGAAGAAGAAUUGA
Messenger RNA from Fusarium keratoplasticum, 1356 nucleotides. Its product is annotated as MFS domain-containing protein. The record is from RefSeq and is a predicted model, not a curated record. NCBI's taxonomy places the organism in Eukaryota, Fungi, Ascomycota, Sordariomycetes, Hypocreales, Nectriaceae. Bases 1 to 1356 code for a protein of 451 amino acids. The transcript has 5 exons. Gene Ontology annotation, cellular component: membrane. Gene Ontology annotation, molecular function: transmembrane transporter activity. Gene Ontology annotation, biological process: transmembrane transport.